AUGACUAGGGGGAAAAUAAAGCUUGAGUAUAUUGCCAAUGAUGCAGAGAGAAGGGCAUCUUUUAGAAAGAGAAAGAAGGGAAUACCAACAGUUUGGCCAUCUCGGCUCGAUGCUCAGCAAAUUAUUUCCAGAUUUCGGGAAUUUCCAGAAGUGGAACAGACCCAGAGACUGUUCAACCAGGAGUCCUAUACGAUUCAAAGGGUUCAGAAGUCUCGUAAACAAGCCGAAAAGCUUCAGAGGAUUAACAGAAUAACAGACAUGGAAAUUCUGAUGCACCAGUGCAUGGCUUGUUUGUCCAGUCUGCAAAAUGUCCCUCUAAGUGACAUAACCGAAAUGGGACGCUUGGCGGAGCAAAACAUUCAGGACAUCAAGACCCGAAUGAAGGAACUGGAAAAGAACUGGGCUACAAAUUUACAAAUGGUCAGUGAGAAUUCGUUAAUUCCAGAUAAAACUAAAGAGAAGAAAUUUUAUGCAUUUUCAAAUGAUCGAUAUAGAAAGAAUUUGAGAUUAAAAAAAAAUAGCGAGACAACAAUGACAACAAUCAAACUCAUGAAUCAAGACUUGAUACGAUUGGAUCGGUUUGAUGAUACAAACUUUACGCAGUGGCAAGACAAGUUGAAGUUACUCCUUACUGCAUUGAAGAUCUCCUAUAUUUUGGAUCCAGAUUAG
Molecule: messenger RNA, 669 nt
Organism: Olea europaea var. sylvestris
Lineage: Eukaryota; Viridiplantae; Streptophyta; Magnoliopsida; Lamiales; Oleaceae
Product: agamous-like MADS-box protein AGL80
Exons: 4
Coding region: 1-669 (222 amino acids)
Molecular function (GO): protein dimerization activity; DNA binding
Source: RefSeq, a predicted model, not a curated record